Molecule: messenger RNA, 993 nt
Organism: Dentiscutata erythropus
Lineage: Eukaryota; Fungi; Glomeromycota; Glomeromycetes; Diversisporales; Gigasporaceae
Source: the annotation of a GenBank genome assembly
AUGGUUUUAUAUUUAAAUAUAAAUUCACAAAUUAGUGGUGUUUGGGUUAGAAUUUUUGAACACCUUAAAAUCACAAACCCAGAUCCAAAUAAUAAAGAUGUAAAAUCGGGAGCAUUGUUUGAAACGAUAGAAAAAGUAGCAAAGGAAAUAAGUGAAGUUGUUAAUAAAAAAAUAUUUCUUCAAGAAAUUAUAACUAGUUCAAAAUCUAAAAAGGAACUUAUUAAGAAAUUAUCAAGAGAAGACCCUGAAUACUUGAUAGAGAAUUUAAAAAAUAUUGAAUAUGUUGCUAAUAUAAUUUACGAAACACCGAAGAAUGUUAGUAAAAAACGAAAAUAUACGGAAAAUUCAAUCUCAUCUAUUUCAGAUAAUAAAAAAAGUGAAAGUGAAAAUGAUGAUAAUGAAGAAUUACUAAAGAAAAAAACAAAAAAAAAUCCAACUCCAUUGUUUCAAGAAAAAAGUAAUUUUAAAAAUUUUGAAUUACAAGAUAUAUCAAUACAUUUAAAAAUUACAUCAUAUUAUAAUAGAGUGCGAGGAAGUACAAUCAAUAUACCUGUUACAAAAGGUAAUCAGGUUAUUACAUCUUUAUUAGGACCUUUAAAAGUAAAAGCAAAAUCUAUAACAGUUCAUUUAGAAAAUGAGAUAAUGAUUGAUUGUUCAAGUUGUCAAUUUGAAUUUGAUGAGGUUAUAUUAUGUUUGGAUUUAAAUCGUUUAUAUGUUUGUAUAUUGUCCGAAGAAGAUAAUCAAGCACAUGUAUUUGAUAAAGGAAAUUAUGUAAUGGUUGUUAUUUUAGAUUAUAUGGAUUGGAUGUAUCAAUUUAAAAAAAUAUUGUCAAACAAUGAUCCAAAUAUUAUAGAUCCUCUUGGUGUUGCUUUUAACGAAAAGACUGGUGAUUCAGGAAUUUCUGGGUUUUUUAGUGGUAGAUAUAUAGAAUCAGCAUAUUUACCAGAUUUAAGACAUGCUCCAACAUUAAAUGCUAUAAUGCAAUCUGUUUAA